AUGUCUUUGUCAAAGUGCUAUACUUCCACACCAGAAACAACAAACACUGCUCGACUGGCCAGGCUUAUACUUGGUCCAUGUACUGAUGUGUUACGGGACAUUCUAAAGACAGAAGUGAAACCAUCUGAUUUGUCCAGAAAGGUUAAAGAAUUUACAGAUAAACUUCCACGUGGACAUAGAAAUCCACUCAACAAAACACAAUCAGAGAUAAUUUUCCCCAAACCAACGAAACAAUACAGUGGUGAUUAUUCAGACUUAGACAUAUCGUUAUUGUAUUUACUUCUGCGAAAUGUAAGUAAGAUAGCAUCACAUUCCAAAGGUUGGGGAGAAAUUCCUAGUCCCGGGGAGAGAAGCGUGGCAGCAAACAUUGAAAGAAUCCGCCUCAUUAGAAACCAGUAUUACGGACAUUCAACUGGUUUGUCCCUAUCCGAGUCAGAUUUUAGACAGGAAUGGCGAAACAUCCGAGACAUUGUAGUGGAGCUAGAGCGACACCUAGGAACCACCACGGUGUAUCAAGAUGCCGUCAACACAAUAAAAACCUGCUCCAUGGAUCCAGCGCAAGAGAAAAAAUACAUAGAUUUACUUGGGGAUAUCAGAGAAGUACACACAACUGUGGAUAAUCUAUCGAAAACUACCAAGCAAAUGAUACAAAAACAUUAUGAAUCUGUAAGUCAUUUAUUUGUUAAAACUUGUGCUUUUGACAAAGCGAGGGAAAUGUUGGACAAAAAUGGUUAUGUCGUCAUCAAGGGUAACCCUGGAACUGGAAAAACCACAAUCGCUAAGAUGUUAAUGAAAGGAUUGAUAGAGGAUGGAAAAUUUCCUCUUCAGCUUUAUAAGUUCAAAGACUUAUAUGGAAGCAUAUCAGCGGGUGAUGCAAAGUAUCCAUUCCUUGUAAAUAUAAAAAACAGCCAAGGGGCCAAAGCAUUACAGUCUGCAGCAAGUUCUGGAGACAAACAUGCAUUCAAUCUUGUGUUAAAGUUUGGCUUUAAUCCAUAUGAAAAGGACCGAGACAAUGGUCACACGGUUCUUACUUGUGCCUGUCAAGAUGGUAGGACCAAUAUGGUGAAAUACCUUAUUAAGAAAUAUCCUGCUUUACUCAAAGAACACACAGAUGUUCAUGGGAAAAGUCUUUUGUAUUGGGCGGCUUACAGUGGAAAAGUUGAUAUGUUUGAAUAUAUAUUUAACCUCUUUGAGAAUGAAAAUAUAUUACAUAUAUCAAGUGAUAUAAAAUGCAAUUUAGACACAAAAGAUAAUUCAGGCGAAUCUAUGUUGCAUGCUGCAUGCAUAGCAGGUCAUUAUGAUAUGUGUGAAUACCUGUUGAGCAGAAACCUACAGAUGCUGGAAGUUUGUUACAAAGACGGGGAAAACGUGCUCCACUCCGCAGCUCAAGGAGGCAACAUUAAUCUUUUCAAGUUUCUAUUAAGCAAAGGAUUCAAUCUCAAUUGUACAACAAAUACUGGGGAGACUGUGUUACACAAAUGUUGUGCAAAUGGCAGGGAGGAAAUGUGUAGAUAUUUGGUAAAUAAGCAUCAGUCAUUAAUAUCUGUAAGAGAUAAUUAUGGAUGGACGGCUUUACAUUCAGCUUGUAGAGGAGGAAGUGUAGAAAUUGUGAUUUUUCUAACAAAUAAAGGAUUGGACGUGAAUGAUUUGUCAAAUGAUGGUCAAAGUGUUUUGCAUAUUGCUUGUCUUUAUGGGAGAUAUGAAAUUGUUGAGUACUUAGUUAAGAGUCAUCCCCAUCUUUUAGAUGUCAGGGAUACAUUGAGUAACUCAGUGUUGCAUGACGCAGCAUGGGGAGGUCAUAUUGAAAUAGUUAAACUAUUGAUUGAGAAAAAGAUGGACGUCUAUACACUACAUGAAGGAUGUGAAUCGAUCUUACAUUUAUGCUGUCGCUCUGGUAAAAAGGAGAUGUGUGAGUAUUUGGUCAAUCAUUUUACAGACUUAUUGAAUAUAAAGGGAAAUAAUGGAUGGACAGUGUUACAUUCAGCGUGCUUUGGAGGAAGUGUAGAUAUUGUUUCUUUUCUAAUACAAAAAGGAUUGGAUUUAAAUGAUUUGUCAAAUGAUGGUCAAAGUGUUUUGCAUAUUGCGUCUCUCAAUGGUAAGCUUGAAAUUUGUGAGCACUUAGUUAAGAAUCAUCCUCAUCUAUUAGAUGUCAAGGACAAACAUAGUCAAUCAGUUUUGCAUUAUGCAGCUUUAGGAGGAAAUGUUCAAAUACUGAAUUUAUUAAUUGGGAAAAAUAUGGACAUGAAUACCCUUCAGGGAUACUGUGGGACAAUUUUACAUCAAUGUUGUCGCUCUGGUAAAAUGGAGAUGUGUGAAUAUUUGGUCAAUCAUUUUCCUGAUUCAUUGGAGAUAAGGGACAAUAAUGGAUGGACAAUGUUACAUUCAGCUUGCAGUGGAGGAAGUGUAAUUGUUCUGUCUUUUUUUAUAAAUAAAGGUUUGGAUAUUAAUUCAUUAUCAAAUGAUGGUGAAAGUAUUCUGCAAAUAGCGUGUCUGAAUGGGAAUUUUGAAAUUUGUAAGCACUUAGUUGAUAAUUAUCCCAAUCUAUUAAAUGUCAGGGACAAAUCUAGUAACUCGGCGUUGCAUGAUGCAGCCCGUGGAGGCAAUGUUCAAAUAGUAAAACUAUUGAUUGAGAAAAAUAUGGACAUUACAUCCCUACAGGAAAAUGGUAAAACAGUUUUACAUCAAUGUUGUCGCUCUGGUGAAAUGGAGAUGUGUGAGUAUUUGGUGAACCAAUUCUCUGAUUUAUUGGAGACAAGGGAUACUAAUGGGUUUACUGCAUUACAUGCAGCUUGCAUUGGAGGAAGUGUAGAUGUUCUUUAUUUACUAAUUGAAAAGGGAUUUGAAAUCAAUGCCCUGUCAAAUAAAGGUAAAAAUAUUUUGCAUAUAGCUUGUCUCAAUGGGAAGCAUAGAAUUUGUAAUUUCUUAGUUGAGAAUCAUCCCCAUCUUUUAAAUGGCAAGGACAAAUAUAGAAACACAGUGUUGCAUGAUGCAGCCCGGGGAGGCAAUGUUCAGAUAGUAAAUCUAUUGAUUGAGAAAAAGGUGGACAUCAAAUCCCUGCAGAAAGAUGGUGAAACAAUUUUACAUCAAAGUUGUCGCUCUGGUGAAAUGGAUAUGUGUGAAUAUCUGGUCAGCCAAUUCUCUGAUAUUUUGGAGAUAAGGGACACUAAUGGGUUUACCGCGUUACAUUCCGCUUGCAGAGGGGGGCGUGUAAAAUUUUUAUCUUUUCUAAUAAACAAAGGAUUGGAAAUCAAUGCCCUGUCAAAUGAUGGUAAAAGUAUUUUGCAUAUAGCAUGUUUUUUUGGGAAGGUUGAAGUUGUUGAGCACUUAAUAGAGAAUUAUCCACAUCUAUUAGAGGCCAGGGACAAAUCUAGUAACUCAGUGUUACAUGCUGCAAGCUGUGGAGGCAAUGUUCAAAUCGUAAAACUACUGAUUAAGAAAAAUAUGGACAUAAAUACCGUACAGAAAGAUGGUGAAACAAUUUUACAUCAAUGCUGUCGUUCUGGUAAAAUGGAGAUGUGUGAGUAUUUGGUCAAUAAGUUUUCAGACUUAUUGGAGAUUAAGGACAAUAACGGAUGGACAGUGUUACAUUCAGCUUGCAGAGGGGGAAGUCUAAAAAUUGUUACUUUCCUAAUAAAUAGGGGAUUGGAUUUCAAUGCCUUGUCAAGUGAUGGUAAAGGUAUUUUGCAUAGAGCUUGCUUCAGUGGUAAGUUUCAAAUUUGUGAUUACUUGGUUAAAAAUCAUCCCAAUCUAUUAGAAGUCAGGGACAAAUUUAAUAAUUCUGCAUUGCAUGACGCAGCUAGGGGAGGCAAUGUUCGAAUCGUAAAACUAUUGAUUGAGAAGAAGAUGGACAUCAGAAGCUUAAAGAAAGAUGGUACAACAGUUUUACAUCAAUGCUGCCGCUUUGGAAAAAUGAAAAUGUGUGAGUAUUUGAUUAACAAUUUUCCAGACUUAUUGGAGAUAAGAGACAAUAAGGGAUGGACAGUGUUACAUUCAGCCUGCAGAGGGGGAAGUGUAAAAAUUGUUUCUUUCCUCAUAAAAAAAGGAUUAAACCUCAAUGCCCUGUCAAAUGAAGGUGAAAGUAUUUUGCAUAUUGCUUGUCUGAGUUGUAAACAUAAUGUUUGUAGAUACUUAGCAGCAAAGCACCCACUCAUUCUAGAAGUCAAAGAUAAUCAUGGUAAAUCAGUUUUUGAUAUUGCCAUUGAGCAUGGAGACAAAGAUAUGAUUCAUUUGUUGAGUGAACUCUAUGGUAAUAAACCUUUAUUAUAA
Messenger RNA from Saccostrea cuccullata (small rock oyster), 4266 nucleotides. Its product is annotated as serine/threonine-protein phosphatase 6 regulatory ankyrin repeat subunit B-like. Gene Ontology annotation, molecular function: protein binding. The transcript has 3 exons. NCBI's taxonomy places the organism in Eukaryota, Metazoa, Mollusca, Bivalvia, Ostreida, Ostreidae. The record is from RefSeq and is a predicted model, not a curated record. Bases 1 to 4266 code for a protein of 1421 amino acids.